GAGAAUCCUUGAGUUUCGCGGAUGAUUUGCUUUCUGGACUUGCAACAUCCUGUGUGGCAGCGGGUAGGAGCCAUGGAGACAUCCCUGAAACCAGCAUCUAUUCAGUCAUUUUCAAGUGCCUGGAACCAGAUGGUCUGUACAAAUUUACCCUGUAUGCUGUGGAUACACGAGGGAGACACUCAGAGCUGAGCACUGUCACCCUGAGGACAGCCUGCCCGCUGGUGGACGACAGCAAGGCAGAAGAGAUAGCUGACAAAAUCUACAACCUCUACAACGGCUACACCAGCGGGAAGGAGCAGCAGACAGCCUACAACACCCUGAUGGGUCUCUUCCGAGUCCAGCACCACUACAACUCCCACUAUGAGAAGUUUGGAGACUUCGUCUGGCGCAGUGAGGAUGAGCUGGGGCCCAGGAAGGCACACCUGAUCCUGAGGAGGCUGGAGAAGGUCAGCAGUCACUGCUCAACCCUGCUCCGCAGCUCCUACAUCCAGAGCCGCACCGAGACCGUGCCCUACUUGUUCUGCCGCAGCGAGGAGGUCCGGCCGCCCGGCAUGGUCUGGUACAGCAUCCUAAAGGACACCAAAGUGACGUGUGAGGAGAAGAUGGUCUCCAUGCUGCGCAACACGUACGGGGAGUCCAAGGGGCGGUGAGGGAAGGUGUGGGCCUGGAGCUGCGGGAGGCCAAGGG
Messenger RNA from Chaetura pelagica (chimney swift), 687 nucleotides. RefSeq names its product astrotactin-2-like. Gene Ontology annotation, biological process: neuron cell-cell adhesion; neuron migration. NCBI's taxonomy places the organism in Eukaryota, Metazoa, Chordata, Aves, Apodiformes, Apodidae. The record is from RefSeq and is a predicted model, not a curated record.